Messenger RNA from Aureobasidium musti, 279 nucleotides. The record is from the annotation of a GenBank genome assembly. Lineage: Eukaryota; Fungi; Ascomycota; Dothideomycetes; Dothideales; Saccotheciaceae.
AUGUCGACAUCACGACCACGAGCUGGUCAUUUCAGCAUUCUUUACUUCGCCUCUGCCGCAUCCUUCACCAACAAAUCAUCCGAUGACUUGGUAGCCCCCAUGAAGCUCUCGACGCUGCUUGAGCGACUCGAAGACAUGUACCCUGCAAUCAAACAACGAAUCCUGCACAGCUGUGCUCUCACUGUGAAUUUGGAAUAUGUAGAUAUUCAGGCAGAUGCUGAUAUGCUCAUCACCGAAGGAGACGAGGUUGCCAUCAUUCCACCCGUGAGCUCAGGAUGA